Peromyscus leucopus (white-footed mouse) is the source of this 1525-nucleotide messenger RNA. It is a transcript of the gene Msantd3, whose product is annotated as Myb/SANT DNA binding domain containing 3. NCBI's taxonomy places the organism in Eukaryota, Metazoa, Chordata, Mammalia, Rodentia, Cricetidae. The transcript is spliced from 2 exons. The record is from RefSeq and is a predicted model, not a curated record. Bases 438 to 1265 code for a protein of 275 amino acids.
GAGCAUUUUCUUUAUGAACCUGAAAUCUUGGUAGUGCUUUUAUAUAACUUGAUCUGUUUGAUUAGACUACCUUCAUCUGUGAAAGAAAAAAAAAAAGAGUAAGCUGUUUAUUUCCAGUGCUGCCUAGCAUUGGGAGACGAACCAGCUCCUUAUAUUAAGCAGAGAUAAAUUAGGAAAUUAGAGUGAUAUGUAGGUGUCACAAAGACUCCUGGGAAAUCAACUUGGAGAUUGUGAAAUCCCAUUCUCAGUGAAGUUCUGGCUGUGUUCCUGGCUCAACAGUAAUGAAAAAGAAGUUACUUGCCCCCUUUUAAAGAAGGGAACCAGGUUAGGGAUUCAGCCUCAGUGAUUUGUGACAUUUCUAUUGCUGGAAUUGGUAAUUCUUGCUUCAAACUUCCCUUUGCAGGCUAGCUAACGACCAGGAGAAAUAAGAGUGGAAAAUGCAAAACAACGAAAUUAUUAAGCCGGCCAAAUACUUCUCAGAGCUGGAGAAGAGCAUCUUGCUUGCUUUGGUAGAAAAGUACAAGUAUGUGUUGGAGUGUAAGAAAAGUGAUGCGCGAACUAUUGCCCUCAAGCAGCGCACCUGGCAGGCACUGGCCCACGAAUACAACUCUCAGCCCAGCGUGUCGCUGCGGGAUUUCAAACAGCUGAAGAAGUGCUGGGAGAACAUCAAGGCUCGGACCAAAAAAAUUAUGGCCCAUGAGAGAAGGGAGAAAGUGAAGCGCAGCGGGAGCCCACUGCUGAGUAACCACGUCCUGGGCAAGGAGAAGAUCGGCAACAUGCUGCCUGAGCAGCUGUACUUCCUGCAGAGCCCACCCGAGGAGGAGCCCGAAUACCACCCGGAUGCAGCUGCCCAAGAAUCCUUUGCUGUUUCCAAUAGAGAACUGUGCGAUGAUGAGAAAGAGUUCGUCCAUUUCCCAGUAUGUGAGGGGACCUCACAACCCGAACCUUCAUGUUCAGCCGUCAGAAUAACAGCCAAUAAAAACUACAGGAGCAAACCCCCUCAGGAAGGUGCUUUAAAAAAGAUGCACGAGGAAGAGCACCAUCAGCAAAUGUCUAUCUUACAGCUGCAGCUGAUCCAAAUGAAUGAGGUGCACGUGGCCAAAAUCCAGCAGAUAGAGCGGGAGUGUGAGAUGGCCGAGGAAGAACACAGGAUCAAAAUGGAAGUCCUCAAUAAGAAGAAGAUGUACUGGGAAAGAAAACUACAAACUUUUACCAAGGAGUGGCCUGUUUCCUCAUUUAACCGGCCCUUCCCCAAUUCACCCUAAGACUUGGGGAUGGCGCCCUUACGUAGUGAAUCUGUGUUGGCAAGUUUGGGAUGUGACCUCUGCGGUCAGUAGCCGGUGACAGACCUACGGCUAGGUGAAUUAGAGUGGUAGCAGGCAGUCAUUUAAGAGUAUAUUCAGGUAAACAGCUGAACCCAUGUCCCCCUAACAUGGCCACGAAGCUGUUCCAGUCUCUGAAGACCACCACUACGUGCUAUCAUUCUGAAUGUAAUGUUCCUUAAUUAGAAUUCAUAGAAGAACCA